GACGCAAAAAGAGAGGAGGCGGAGGCCCGGGGAGGCAUCAUGCAUCGGCGGAGCAACCCUUGGGUUAAUGCAGAUAUACAAUUCCGCUGUUGCGCAUCGCAUGGGUUGGAUCGUGCGCUUCCUGAUGUUCGCCAUAAUUGUACGACGGUGGACGGGGUCGAUACGGCCGUAAACCCGAUCAGCUGGAAGGAGAUUCGAACCCGACUGAGGAUGUCCUCAAAGAGGAAGUCGCCACCAACGAAGCUAUCGGAGGGCGGGGGCGGUGCGGGUACAGUGGCAGGCGCCAACGAGGAGGAGGAGGACACUACCUCGCCGGUGGCCGGUUCCGGUGGCGAGACAGCCGUCGUCGUUGGUGAGGAGGGUGCCACCACCCCCGUCGACAUCGAGGAGUGCUAUUCCCAUCAGAGAGGCGGCGAGUGCGAGUCGUCCGGCUGUUCGUCGCCGGCGACUACCAGCGAGCCGGAUCUACGCGACUCGCCGUCGCCCUCGUUGAAUUCCUUACGGACGGCCAAGCGGCAGAGGCUGCUGUUCCUGUCGAGCCAAGAGACCCUCGCGCCGUACCACCACCCUCAUCAUCACCAUCACCACCAUCACCACCAUCAUCACCAUACGAACACGUCGUCGUCGUCGGGCGGUGCACUGGAACCGGCGAGCUCCUCGGAGUGCGGCUCGCCACCCACCCUCCUCUCCGUUGAUCCCUAUUACCCUAAUCAUCCCCAUCACAAUAACAACAACAAUACCGUCACGCAAAACAACAACAAUAAUAACGGCAGUGGUACCACCGCUGCAGGCAGUAAAAGAUCCAUGGACGACGUUCUCAAAAGACUAACGUGCAAGAUGAACAGCGAAUCCCUGUCUAUCCAGGAUGAUACUACCAAUACCAGGCGGACAUCACCGCCGCUCUCUUCCACGCCAACCAGUCACAAUGCACAUAGUUGCAGUGGAAGCACGACCACCACCGUGGCAAAUAACGUGACACUCUCACCUCCGGAUGCCGGAAGGAUACCAAACACGGAGGCGCAAGUAGAGCAAGACGGUGUGGCGGCUCUUCAUAGGAUCCUCUGCGCCGAGAGUUUCGCGGAGAAGGAGCGCCGACUGUCGGAGAUGAUCCUGCAGCUGCAGUUGCUUAGGGAACGUCUGGUACAACAGCAGGACCAAUCGAAGGUAGGCAAUCUGCAGCACACACGGCAUGGAAAGAAGUAG
Messenger RNA from Temnothorax curvispinosus, 1203 nucleotides. Its product is annotated as 1-phosphatidylinositol 3-phosphate 5-kinase-like. The transcript has 5 exons. Lineage: Eukaryota; Metazoa; Arthropoda; Insecta; Hymenoptera; Formicidae. The coding region runs from base 40 to 1203 and encodes 387 amino acids. The record is from RefSeq and is a predicted model, not a curated record.